ACAUGGCGCACACCACUGGUAGUAGAAGCACGUGACGUGCCAUUCCCGCACAGUAGCGCCGGCGCGGAGACAUCCGUGCCAUUGUAGCCGGUGUAAAACGAGCUUUCGCUGGCGAUUUUAGCGAUGGUGCACAGAGCAGUUUGCUUGCGUGCGCUACUAGCUGCGGCUGGUCGUUCCACUGGAGGUGCUGCCGGCUUCCAGCAACGGCUGCUCUGGAGCGCGCCGCGUCGCUUCAGCAGCACGGCGACUGCUCGGUUGCUGUUGGAAGGGGGGCAGCAACGGUGGCGUCCUGUAUUGUGGGCUUUACGGCCCUACUCGACACAGCCGGAGUCCAAGGAACACACUAUCAUUAAGAAUGAUGAACGUGGAAGUGGGCCAAGUGAAAUGCGUGAGUUCCGGGCAGAGACGCGCAUGUUGCUGGACAUUGUGGCCAGGUCGCUGUACUCAGAAAAAGAGGUGUUUGUGCGUGAGCUGGUAUCAAAUGCAAGUGAUGCCCUUGAGAAGCUGCGUUAUGUGCGACUCACAGAACCCGAGUCGGUAUCGGCAGACUCCACUGAAGCGCCCCUGCAAAUCCACAUUGCCACCAACAAGCUGGCCAACACGUUCACCAUCCAGGACACGGGCAUCGGCAUGACGCGAGAGGAAAUGGUUGACAGUUUAGGCACCAUAGCACGAUCAGGCUCCAAAGAGUUCCUCCAGAAGCUGGCUGCGAACGACGGCAAUGCAAACUCCAUCAUUGGCCAGUUUGGUGUUGGCUUCUAUUCAGCCUUCAUGGUUGCCAACCGGGUGGAAGUGUUUUCGCAGUCACGUCGUGCAGGAGCCAAGGCGGUGCGCUGGAGCUCAGACGGCUCAGGCCAGUACGAAAUCUCGGAGGCUGAGGGCGUCCAGGAAGGCACCAAAAUUGUGCUCACCUUGAAGCCGGAUUGCUCGGACUUUGCUGAUGGGGACUUUGUGGGCAAAGUGAUAGAGAAGUACAGCAAUUUUGUAGGCAGUGCCAUCUACCUCAAUGGGCGACAAGUCAACACACUGCAGGUAAGAUACCUCAAUGCUUGUGGCCUCUUCUAAGAUGCACCUUGUGAA
Molecule: messenger RNA, 1080 nt
Organism: Dermacentor silvarum
Lineage: Eukaryota; Metazoa; Arthropoda; Arachnida; Ixodida; Ixodidae
Product: heat shock protein 75 kDa, mitochondrial
Exons: 3
Coding region: 124-1065 (313 amino acids)
Biological process (GO): protein folding
Cellular component (GO): mitochondrial inner membrane
Molecular function (GO): ATP hydrolysis activity; protein kinase binding; ATP binding
Source: RefSeq, a predicted model, not a curated record